Messenger RNA from Podospora pseudocomata, 1876 nucleotides. RefSeq lists its product as uncharacterized. The coding region runs from base 74 to 1876 and encodes 600 amino acids. Lineage: Eukaryota; Fungi; Ascomycota; Sordariomycetes; Sordariales; Podosporaceae. The record is from RefSeq and is a predicted model, not a curated record. Gene Ontology annotation, molecular function: protein binding. The transcript has 2 exons. Gene Ontology annotation, cellular component: cytoplasm.
CAAAUUCACUCCAUUUUCACAACAAAUCAAAGACCAGUCCCGCGGAAAAAGCAGCUCAAGCCAAUUAAAAAAAAUGAAGGAAGCGACAAUUGGCCAGCGCAGGUCUUACGAUGGCGCUCUUUGCACUGUGAGAUAUAUCGGUGAAGUGGCCGGCACGACAGGAUCAUGGCUGGGUGUUGAGUGGGACGACCCAUCGCGGGGCAAGCAUGAUGGUCAGCACAAGGGCGUCCGCUACUUUACAUGCAAAAGUCAAGCUCUCACAUCGGCCUCUUUUGUCCGCCCGACCAGACCGGUGGACCCACCUCGGACCUUCCUCUCUGCGCUGCAAUACAAAUAUGCACCCCCUGAGGAACAGCAGAAGCCUGGGCAACCUGCUCCGAGGCCGAUUGUUUUCUCAGGGAAGGUAGCGGAAGAGGUUGGGUUUGAGAAGAUCAGGAGACAGCAGGCUCAGCUGGGAGAGCUGCUGUAUGUCAUCUUGGACAGCACCAAGGUUGCAACAGCAUACUCGGACGAUGAGAAAGCAAAGGGACAGCAGAUUGGGGAGGUUUGCCCCAAAAUCAGAGAGCUGGAUCUGAGUCGGAAUUUGCUGGAACACUUUGAUCCUGUGGUGGACAUCUGCGCUGAGCUGCUUCUACUGAGGAGCCUCAAGGUCAACUGGAACCGCUUCCGCAACGUGCUUGAAGACAAGAAACUCGAAAGAGCAGGCGAUGCCUUUGAAGGCGUGAAGGAGCUGGCUCUCGAAGACACGUUACUCACCUGGCACGAAAUAUGCCACAUCGCCGCUCGAUUCCCAACGCUGAGCACCCUACACGCCGGCUCAAACCAGCUAUCCUCUCUCUCACCCCUCCCGCCAUCAGCUCCCUUUACCUCCAACCUCGUCACCCUCGAUCUCGAAUUCAACCAGUUCACCUCCCUAUCCGAUCUUGCUCCCUUAUCAUCACUCACCUCCCUCAAAAACCUCAUCCUCAAAAAGAACAAAAUCACCACCCUCACCACCCCCACUGCCCCUCUCCCAGCCUUCUCCCCCACCCUCAACUACGUCGACCUCUCCUACAACCUCAUCUCCACCUGGUCCACCGUCGACUCCCUCCCUUCCUCCUUCCCCGGCCUCACCUCCCUGAGAUUCACCCACAACCCCCUCUACGACAACCCCGACCUCGACACCCCAGGCUCUCUUCCUCCACCCCCCCAACAAACAACCACCACCAGCACCUCAACCAGCGCCGCCAGCACCCUAGGCAAAACAGAAGAAGCCUACAUGCUCCUCGUCGCCCGCCUCCCCCCAACACUCAAAACCCUCAACUUCUCCACCAUCACCACGGCCGACCGCUCCGACGCGGAAAUGUUUUACCUCUCCCGCAUCACCAAACAGCUGUCCUCCGUCCCGGAAACGGAAGAGCAUUUAAUACUGGAGAAACACCCCAAGUGGAAGUACUUGUGUGAUAGUUACGGUGAACCGACAAUCACUCGUCGGCAGGAGGUGAACCCAAACUUUUUGGAGGCCAGGUUGAUAGAUGUCAAGUUUUGGGCGGUGUUUGAUGGGGAGGAGACAACAGCAAAGAGUGUGAGGGUGCCGAGGGCGUUUGAUAUUUAUGCUGUCAAAGGGAUUGCGGGGAGGUUGUUUGGGCUGAGGGCUUGGGAGGUGAGGUUGGUGUGGGAGACGGGGGAGUGGGAUCCUGUUGGGGGGUUUGAGGUUGAGGGUGGGGAUGGGGAGGAGAGUGAUGAUGGGGGGGAAGAGGAGACCAAGGAGGGGGGCGGGGGAGAGAACAAAAAGGGACGGUGGGUGAAGAGGGAGGUUGAGUUGAAGGAUGGGCCUAGACAGUUUGGGUAUUGCGUUGAUGGGACGGAGGUUACUGUGAGGGUUGAGAAGAGGUGA